GAUCCACCUCGGCGGGCCUCUACCUCGGCUCAGGUGUAUUUGGAAGCCGAUUCUCCCCUCACUCCGGAACUUACUUCGGAACCAGUUCCUGGAAAAGUCAAGGUUCCCCAAAUCGGGCUAUAUGAUGGAACAUCCGACCCGGACUCCCACCUCGGUCAUUACACCUCUUGGAUGGACCUGCACGGAGCGUCAGAUGCACUUCGGUGUCGCAUGUUUUCACUAACAUUGGGACCUCGGGCCCAGAAAUGGUACCAUUCACUUCCCCCUCACUCGAUUUGGAAAUGGCAACAAUUGAGGUCGGCUUUCCGAUCUCAUUUCAUUGGGGCCCAAGUAUGUCUCAUCCCGAAAGAGUCUCUUGCCAACAUUACCCAAAAAGAUGAUGAAAGCGUGAAAGAUUAUAUCGCCCGUUUCAACGACCGAGUUCAAAAUAUGGAACCCUGUCAUCCGGAAACUUUGCUUGUUAUGGCUAUUGCUGGGUUGAAACCAAACUCGAUUUUCCGCUGGACGUUAUGCCAAAAUAAACCGAAUACUUUUCAAGAAUUUCUCGCUCGAGCCCAACAGCAUAUCAUAGCGGAAGAAGCCAUGUCGGUUCCCGACUUCAAUUUUAACCAAAAGGCCUCUAAAGUGGGAACCGACGAAAAAAGGAAGAAUAAAUUUUUUGACAAGCAAAAUAAGACUCAAUUCAGGGGGCCUCCCCGAGGAGACCCCAACGAUCCCGAAGUCAGGGCGGCCCGAAAACAGUAUGCAACCGACGUGAAGUCCGGUUAUCAAACUGUGUACUCGGCGGGAGCAGCUACUACUUAUGCAGAAAUCAAAGGGAAGGGCAUUUUGCCAGAUCCCAAGCCACUUCGGGCACCUGAAGAAAAACUGGACAAAUCCCGAUAUUGCGAUUACCACAAGUCGCCCGGGCACAACACGGACGAGUGUUUGAGUUUGUUGGCCGCAUUGCUGCGUUUAAUCGGCCAUCCGCAGCUUAGGAAAUUCUAUCGUAAUGCUGAUUCCCAGAGGCGAGGUCCUGGGCGUCAGAUCGAAUCCUUUGAUGAUGAAGAUGACGAGGAAGACCGAGGUGCAAUGACAAAACGCAUCCGACAGGGGAAUAAAGAAGUAUUCAUAUUUACCUCGGAAACCUCUGGUUCUGCCCCUACUGAAGUUUCCCAAGGACGUAAGCGAGAUAGAUCUCCUGAACCAAUGCAAAUAACUGUCCAUCGGGUCAAUACCAACAACUCCCGGAGUACGUUGUCCCGCAGACAA
This is a messenger RNA of Striga hermonthica, 1251 nucleotides long. The record is from the annotation of a GenBank genome assembly. NCBI's taxonomy places the organism in Eukaryota, Viridiplantae, Streptophyta, Magnoliopsida, Lamiales, Orobanchaceae.